CAUUUGAAAUUCAUAACCGGAAGCGCAAUUGUCUGUAUACUGAGCUUGACCGCUCACGUCAAGAGCGAUUCUUUGGUGUUUCUGUUUUGGUCCAAGCCGAAGCAGCUCACCGAAAUGACGGCCAAGAAGUCUGGCUCACGACUGGAGACCGAGAUAGAGCGGUGCCGUUCAGAGGGGCAAUGGGAUAAGAUACCGGAGUUAGUUCGACAGCUCUCAGCUAAAUUGAUUUCAAACGAUGACCUCGGAGAGCUGUUGUUGGGGGAAUGCAAGCUUCUGACGUACCUGAAGGAGAAUCCAAUCAAACAGGGUGCGAGUCCAAGAGGCCCACGACCAAAACUGGUGGAGGUCAGGAAGCACCUCACUGCUGCUUUGGACAGAGGAAACCUCAAGGCUGAUUACCUCCAGGAAGCAAGUCUGCUCAUGGCCAAACUUAGUUAUGUUGAGGCAGAAUACACAGACGCUUUGGGUCACUAUAACAGGGUAAAUCUGGACGACAUGCAGCUGGUCGGAGCUCCAGUGUAUAGGCUGUCUAUGAUAGCAGAAGCCUAUGCCACGAAAGGCUUGUGUCUAGAGAAAGUCCCGGCCGCUUCUCCGCUGCUGUCCAAUAAGAACAGCGGUUCUCCCUCCUCUAAUCGCAACAAAACUGAGCAAGAGCAAGAAAUCAUCACAUGCUAUGAAAAAUCUGGAGACAUUGCUCUGCUGUACUUGCAGGAGGCUGAGAAGGCAUUGUCAGCUGGAAUUCAAAAUCGCAGCCCGAAGCCUGGCCCGACUUCGCAGGACCAGGAACUGGGUUACUUCCUUGAGACUGGCUUGCAGAGAGCCCAUGUCAUUCACUUCAAGAACGGUAACCUGACGCAAGGUGUCGGGCGAUUUCGAGAAAUUCUUCGAGCUGUUGAGACCAGGACGACACAGAACCUGCGCAUGACUAUAGCAAGACAGCUUGCCGAGAUCUUGCUCCGAGGAAUGUGUGAACAGAGUUAUUGGUCUCCUGUGGAAGACCCGCCCACUGUGUCACCGCUGGACGAUCCCACGCGACAAGGACACGUCCAAAGCAAGAAGUACAGCUUAAGCCGACGCCCACGCGUGUACUCGGGAGAGAAUUUUUUUUGUCCCCAGGAGAACACAGAAGAAGCAUUAUUGCUGCUCCUCAUUAGUGAGUCCAUGGCUAACCGUGAUGCUGUCCUAAGCAGGAUUCCGGAACACAAUAAUGAUCGAAUCAUUAGUCUACAGUCUGCCUCUGUGGUGUACGACCUGCUGACUAUCGCUUUAGGCAGGAGAGGACAGUAUGAGAUGCUAUCAGAGUGUUUGGAGCGAGCCAUGAAGUUUGCCUUUGAGGAGUUCCACUUAUGGUACCAGCUUGCACUUUCUUUAAUGGCUGCUGGGAAAUCGGCUCGCGCAGUUAAAGUUUUGAAGGAGUGUAUCCGUCUAAAGCCAGAUGACCCCACCAUUCCGCUGCUGGCCGUCAAACUUUGCAUUGGACCCCUGCACUGGCUGGAUGAGGGUGAGUGCUUUGCCAAAAUGGUGAUCGACAUGGGGGAGAAAGCAGCCGAGUUUAGAGCCAAAGGCCACUUGGCAAUUGGACUGGUUUACAGCCUCAAAGCCACGGAUGCAUCAUUGCGAAGCACACAGGAAGAGUAUCAAAGAAAAGCUUUGGGAGCCUUCCAGAGAGCGCAGAGUUUGUCUCCAACAGACCAUCUGGCAGCUUUCUACCUUGCACUGCAGCUUGCUGUGUCCAGACAGAUUCCUGAGGCGCUCGGCUAUGUUCGACAAGCCUUGCAGCUUCAAGGAGAUGAUGUUCACUCCCUUCACCUGCUGGCCCUGCUUCUCUCAGCACAGAAACACUACCAGGAUGGUCUCAAUAUUAUAGAAAUGGCCCUAUCUGAGUAUCCAGAGAACUUCAACUUGCUCUAUACCAAGGUCAAGUUGGAGAGUAUGUGCAGAGGAUCAGAAGAAGCUUUGCUCACCUGCAAACACAUGCUGCAGAUCUGGAAAAGCUUUUACAACCUUACCAAUCCCAGUGAUUCGGGGCGUGGUAGCAGUUUGUUGGAUAGGGCUGUAGCUGACAGACGACAGCUAAAUGCAAUGACUCUGCCAGACUUCAGUGACCCAGAUACAGCCUCGGGUUCUUCCUCCUCGCACACUGGUUCAGAACCAGUCUCCCCCACUUCCCCCUCCACUGUAUCCACGCUCUCCUCCCCACAGUUCUCCCCUUCCUCUCCAGUUUUCACCUUUCAGCCUCCUCCUCCACCCAAAAAAUCUUGCUCCUUGCCUCCUCCCAUGAUGACUACCAAAGCCAGGACUCACUCCUUUUCGAACCACAUCGCUCUUCGUCAGCUUUCCUCCAGCUGUUCUGUGCAUGCUACAUCCAUAGCGGCAAGUCGUGUGGAGCAGGCAUUGUCUGAGGUGGCUUCCUCCUUGCAGAGUAGUGCCCCUAAGCACGGUCCCCUGCACCCCUGGUUGACUCUGGCUCAGAUCUGGCUGCAUGCAGCUGAGGUCUACAUCGGCAUGUCGAAGCCCGCCGAGGCAUCAGCCUGCACUCAAGAAGCCGCCAACCUCUUUCCCACAUCGCAUAACGUCCUGUUUAUGAGGGGGCAGAUUGCAGAGCUGAGGGGCAACAUAGACGAGGCGAAGCGCUGGUAUGAAGAAGCGCUGUCCAUCAACCCCACGCAUGUCAAAACCAUGCAGAGACUGGGUCUUAUUCUCCACCAGCUGCAACGCUACAGUCUGUCGGAAAAAGUCCUGAGGGAUGCCGUGCAGGUCAACAGUACGGCUCAUGACGUGUGGAACAGCCUUGGUGAGGUGUUGCAGGCUCAAGGGAACGCCGCCGCCGCCACCGAGUGUUUCCUCACCGCUUUGGAGCUGGAGGCCAGCAGCCCCAUCCUCCCCUUCACCAUCAUUCCAAGAGCACUAUAAAACAUACACACACAGUGGUAGCAUACUGGAACACAAAAAUGGACCUCUGAGAAACACACCAAACACGCAGUACGCCUGCAUCUCACACACACACACACAUUCGAGGCAAAUGACCAGGUCUCCCCCUUCCCAUCAUGCCUUGCUGUGACCACCUCUGGUGAUGCUGUUUUGUCUUGUGUUUGUGGUCUUGUUUCUGGUGCAUUUUGACUCUGACAUUUCCUACAUGAAGAACAAGACUUGAAAUGGUGUUUAGGUCAUUCACAUGCUGUACUUGAAAUAGUUGAAGCACUGACAGCAAAUACAAGGAACACAAGUGUGUAUGUCUUGUUGACACCAGUUUCCACGCCAAGCGAUUUGAUACAUCAGGCCAUGCAUGCGCGUAAACACGCAUGCGCACAGAUAUUCACAUGCUGCUUGCCACUGAGAGCUGGCUUGAAUCCAAUUUGCAUUUACACGACACAUUGCUUUUUCACGGUAUUGCAACGCAAGUCCUUCCACAUACAAGUGACCUGAUUAAGCAGUGUUUUGACAUACAUCGAUCAGCCAAUUUAUUUUUAUUUUUUUCUUCAGUCGCGGCGAAAAUUGGUAGCAAGCAGCGUUUUGCUCAGGAGGAUAAACGGUUUAGAAAAUGGAUGGGAGAAUGAUUAAUUAUUCCCUCUCAAAAUCCAAGUUCCAUGUUCCCUGAAGUUAUUUUGAAUAACUGGAUUAAUGAGAUAUUAAAUAAAUAAAGCAAAAUAUAUGUUCAUAGUCUUGUAAAUUAUAUUUUGCGUUCCACGGUCUUUGCCUCCGGUUUGAGGUCGCAAAAUUUUGACCGCCUUCCUCGAACUAAGCAUUAGUUGUGGCCGUCAUUUUCUGUACAGUACAGUACUGUAUUUAUUCUGCGCGCCCCCUCGUGGCCAAGGCCGCACACCAGAAAGGGGGCCCAUUGAAUGCAGGCAUGAUGUCUUGAUGCUGAACCUCUUUCGUUACAAUCUAUUUAAUUAUGUCGAUGCUGUAAAGUGCCAUUUUUCUCGUUGAAACCCCUUUUUGUGUGUGUGUGGUCAGGGCUUGAAACAUUAUUGGCAUUUCCAUUUAUUUCAGUGGGGAAAGAUGAUUUGCGAUGUCAGAUAAAAGCGUAGUCAUGGAAGAUAUCAAACUCAAAAGUUAAGACCUCACCGUACCUAGAAUUUUUUUAAGCAUAAUCACGUUUACAUUUCCCAGUUGUUUGAUACAAAUGUUCCUUGUAUGUUGUUCAUCUUCCCUUUGCCAUUCGUCUCACUUUACAGCAAUAAGGUAGUUGCAUUUAUUUGCCAAGAUUAAAAUGAGAUUAAACCGGAACUCGACCUGAAGCUCCAGCCGAUGGCAACGUGCCUACCCUGUGCACAGCUACGUUACAGGCCCGAGUUUCAUAUCACCGGUUGAUCACAGAAGCAACAUUUAUGUUCUCGUGGUGUAAAUAAACAUGGAUGCUCGUAGUGUACACAAAAUUUGAUUGGCACUGAACAUUUGCGUACCAAGCAAAUCACACACAAUUUUUUUUUAUCUUAUUUAAGUGUGCUGACAUUGUGAGCACAACCCACAAUUAUGUUUUUAGGAACACAAAUCAUUACCAGUGCUGAUUACCAACACUGAGAAAUAAGAAUGGUGUUAAAAUGAGGAUCACGGUGUGCGUCAUUCUUUUACAUUUAUUUUGAUUUGUUGUUUAUUUUUAAUAGUUGGUCACAGCAGUCACUAAAUGGAGUGACAACUUAAAAGUUUUGGGGGAAAAUGUCAAAGUCGUCAUGCAACCACUGCACCUGCUGUAAACGUCGUUCGGUUUUUGUUUUCACAACAAUGUAUAAUGGUUGUAUAUUGUAUAGUGCCAUGUGUAUUAUUAUUUUCAAAAGUAAAUUCAAAUUCUAUUUUCUUCACAGAGCGUGAUUUUACUCAGAUGAUUGAUGUAAGAGGAAUGUGUACGAAUUCGGCUUGUGGCUCAGUGUUGUGCCCUUUAUGCUUUCAUGAAUGAGGAACGAUAAACGUAUAAAAGUCAA
Molecule: messenger RNA, 4922 nt
Organism: Hippocampus zosterae (dwarf seahorse)
Lineage: Eukaryota; Metazoa; Chordata; Actinopteri; Syngnathiformes; Syngnathidae
Gene: ttc7b
Product: tetratricopeptide repeat domain 7B
Exons: 22
Coding region: 115-2913 (932 amino acids)
Biological process (GO): protein localization to plasma membrane; phosphatidylinositol phosphate biosynthetic process
Cellular component (GO): plasma membrane
Molecular function (GO): protein binding
Source: RefSeq, a predicted model, not a curated record